Peromyscus maniculatus bairdii (prairie deer mouse) is the source of this 2957-nucleotide messenger RNA. The record is from RefSeq and is a predicted model, not a curated record. NCBI's taxonomy places the organism in Eukaryota, Metazoa, Chordata, Mammalia, Rodentia, Cricetidae.
AUGAAGUACAGUGACGUGGACAAUGCUGUGCCUCAGAUCAACUGUGAUGUCAAAGCUGGGAAGAUCAUCAAUCCUGAGUUCCUGGUGAAAUGUCCAGCAGGAUGCCAGGACCCCAAAUACCACGUUUACGGUACUGGGGUCUACGCGUCUUACUCCAGCGUGUGUGGCGCCGCGGUUCACAGUGGCGUGCUGGAUAAUUCAGGAGGGAAAAUACUUGUCCGGAAAGUCGCUGGGCAGUCUGGGUACAAAGGAAGUUACGCUAAUGGUGUUCAGUCUUUAUCGCUGCCCAGGUGGAGAGAGUCCUUCAUCAUCUCAGAAAGUAAACCCCAAAGGGGCGUAACCUACCCAUCGGCUCUUACAUAUUCAUCGUCCAAACAUCCAGCUGCCAAAGCAGGUGAGCCCACGAAAGCCUAUGAGAAGCCAUCUAUUACAGGGACCACCACACAGCCUGUCACCCUGACACAGGCGUUAGCUAUCCCAGUAGCUGAGGCUACCCACAGAGCCACAUCGAAGCCAUUCACAGCAUCUGUAACCAGUGACCCCAGACCCCAACCCGUGGGCCACAGGAGCCAGGAUACGGGAGAGAUGGACCUGUGGAGGCCUGGACCAGUCCUUUUGGAUUCAGGAUUUGUGCCAAAAGAAGAACUCAGCACACAGUCUUCGGAGCCAGUGUCCCAGGGAGAUCCCAACUGCAAAGUUGACUUGUCAUUCCUAAUGGAUGGGAGCGCCAGCAUCGGCAAGCGCCGCUUCCGGAUCCAGAAGCAGUUCUUAGUGGACGUCGUCCAGGCUCUUGACGUUGGCCCUGCUGGUCCUCUCGUGGGCGUUGUUCAGUAUGGAGACAACCCUGCUACCCAGUUUAACCUCAAAACCCACACGAAUUCUCAAGAUCUGAAGACAGCUAUAGAGAAAAUUACCCAGAGAGGAGGCCUUUCUAAUGUAGGCCGCGCCAUCACCUUUGUGACCAAGAGCUUCUUUUCCAAAGCAAAUGGAAACCGGGGCGGCGCUCCCAACGUGGCUGUGGUCCUGGUGGACGGCUGGCCCACAGACAAAGUGGAAGAGGCGUCACGAGUCGCUCGAGAGUCGGGGAUCAACAUCUUCUUCAUCACCGUCGAGGGGGCUGCUGAAAGCGAGAAGCCGUACGUGACGGAGCCCAACUUCGCCAGCAAGGCGGUGUGCAGAACCAAUGGCUUCUACUCCUUCACCGUGCCGAGCUGGCUCAGCCUUCCUAAGACCGCGCAGCCCCUGGUGAAGCGGGUCUGCGACACAGACCGCCUGGCCUGCAGCAAGACCUGUUUGAACUCGGCCGACGUCGGCUUUGUCAUCGACGGCUCGAGCAGCGUGGGGACCAGCAACUUCCGCACUGUCCUGCAGUUCGUGGCCAACCUCAGCAAGGAGUUCGAGAUCUCGGACACGGACACGCGCAUCGGGGCCGUGCAGUACACCUACGAGCAGCGGCUGGAAUUUGGGUUCGACAAGUAUAACAGCAAAGCCGACGUCCUCAGUGCCAUCCGGAGGGUGGGGUACUGGAGUGGCGGUACCAGCACAGGGGCCGCCAUCCAGUAUGCCCUCGAACAGCUCUUCAAGAAGUCCAAACCCAACAAGAGGAAGGUAAUGAUUCUCAUCACGGACGGCAGGUCCUACGACGACGUGCGGAUCCCAGCCAUGGCCGCCUACCAGAAGGGGGUGAUCACGUACGCCAUAGGCAUCCAAUGGGCUGCUCAGGAGGAGCUGGAGGUGAUUGCCACUCACCCCGCCAGGGACCACUCCUUUUUUGUGGAUGAGUUUGAUAACCUCUACAAAUUCGUCCCCAGGAUCAUCCAGAAUAUCUGUACAGAGUUCAACUCACAGCCUCGGAACUGAGUUCGGAGCAGACAGUUGGCCACCUUACUGAUUCUUGGGACGAUCCCCCAGCAUUGUCCCUCUUUCUGGGGCAUAAGAAGAGGGCAGAGCUCGGGCAGGGCUUGGGGAAAUGCAUUCGUUGUUACUAUCCUUUGCCGUUUGUGGUUUAAAUGCUUCAAAGCCUGCCUGUUAAAAAACUGCCCAUCGAGUCGAGGGUUGGGUCCAAACGCUGCACUGUUUUGCGUGGGUUGGAGUUCACGUUUUGACAGUUGUACAGAUUCAGAAGACAGCUGUUAUGACAGGUUUGAAUUGAGCUUUUUAUGAGAAGUGUGUUUUUAUUUCUCAUUAGAACUAUGUAAUCAUUUUUAUUAUUUUUUUGUAGGAGUGGCUUAAAUAAAUGUUUAAAAGAAUUUCAUGGACAUUUUCUGAUCAUGUGAUAAGUCUCUAGGUUUGUGGUGGGGCCAUCCUCUACUAUUCCUUUUCUUGCAAAAAAAAAAAAAUCAGUACUAGAGCUGGGUAUGAACAAACAUGAGGUGGGAGGAGCUUGAUCAAGCUUCAUAUCCUCCACCAAGGACUGGUCUAUCUGCCUGUAAAGUACACAUUCAGUGCAUGCAAAGGCAUGGUCAGUGAUGGGCAGGGGAGCACACGCCUACAAUUCCAGCUACUCGAGAGGCUGGGGCAGAAGAGUCAUGAGUUCAAGACUUGACUAGUCAACUUCAUGAGACCCUAUCUCAAAAUAUAAAAUAAAUGUCCAAACAAAAAGGACCAGGGUGUAGCUCAGUGGUAGAGUACUUGACCAUCAUGCAGAGGGUGCUUGGUUUGAACCCCAGCACUUUAAAAUGUGUCAAGAAGAUCCCUAGAUAUAGGUGACUAUUUACUAAAGUUUUAUUUUAUUUAAUGAAAAUCUGUGGUGGGAUGGAGAGAUGGCUCAGCCAUUAUGAGCACUGGCUGCUCUUGCAGAGGACCAGGGUUCCAAUCCCAGCAUCUACGAGGCAGCUCACGACUGUCUCUAACUCCAGUUCAAGCAGAUCUACUGCCCUCAUUGACCUCCAUGGGCACCAGGCAUGCAUGUGGUGAACAGACAUACACGCAGGCAAAACACUUGUACACAUAAAAUA